AGGAGGGAGGAAGGAAAGGAGGAGGAGGAGGAGGGGGGGUGGGGGUGUGAUGGGUAUGCGGCGGCGACGGCGACAUGACGGUGCCGCUGCUGAAGAUCGGGGCCGUGCUGAGCACCAUGGCCAUGGUCACCAACUGGAUGUCCCAGACCUUGCCCUCGCUGGUGGGGCUCAACGGUACCGCCGUCUCCCGGGCCGGGACCUCCGAGAAGAUCACCCUUUUCCAGAGCCCCGACGAGGGCUGGCAGGUUUAUACCUCGGCGCAAGCCCCCGACGGCAAAUGCCUCUGCACGGCCGUCAUCCCCGUCCAGGGCACUUGCUCCCGCGACCUGCGCAGCCACCAGCUCCGCCAGCUCAUGGAGAAGGUGCAGAACAUCUCCCAGUCCAUGGAGGUGUUGGACCUCCGGACCUACCGGGACCUCCAGUACGUGCGCAACACCGAGUCCCUGAUGAAGGGCUUGGACUCCAGGCUGAAGGUGGCUGCUGAGAGCCAGAAGAGCCUCAACGCCAAGAGCUUCCAGGAGCUCAAGGACAAGAUGACGGAGCUGCUGCCGCUGCUGCCCGUCCUGGAUCAGUACAAGUCGGACACGCGGCUGAUCGUGCACCUGAAGGAGGAGGUGAGGAACCUCUCCGGGAGCUUGCUGGCCAUCCAGGAGGAGAUGGGCGCCUACGACUACGAGGAGCUGCAGCAGCGGGUGCUGAUGCUGGAGGCACGGCUGCACGCCUGCAUGCAAAAACUGGGUUGCGGGAAGCUGACGGGCGUCAGCAACCCCAUCACCAUCCGAGCGUCGGGCUCCCGCUUCGGCUCGUGGAUGACCGACACGAUGACGCCCAGCGCCGACACCCGGGUGUGGUACAUGGACGGUUACUACAAGGGCCGGCGCGUCUUGGAGUUUCGGACCUUGAACGACUUUGUGACGGGGCAGAACUUCGUGCAGCACCUCCUGCCGCAUCCCUGGGCCGGCACGGGCCACGUCGUCUUCAACGGGUCCCUCUACUACAACAAAUACCAGAGUAACAUCGCGGUGAAAUACCAUUUUCGCUCCCGCAGCGUCUUGGUGCAGCGCAGCCUGGCCGGCGCCGGCUACAACAACACCUUCCCCUAUUCUUGGGGGGGUUUCUCCGACAUCGACUUCAUGGUGGACGAGAACGGGCUGUGGGCCGUCUACACCACCAACCAAAACGCCGGCAACAUCGUGGUGAGCCGGGUGGACCCCCAGACGCUGGAGGUCCUGCGGAGCUGGGACACGGGAUACCCCAAACGCAGCGCCGGGGAGUCCUUCAUGAUCUGCGGCACCCUCUACGUCACCAACUCCCACCUUGCCGGCGCCAAGAUCUAUUUUGCCUACUACACAAACACUUCCAGCUACGAAUACACGGAUAUUCCCUUCCACAACCAGUAUUCCCACAUAUCCAUGCUGGACUACAACCCGCGGGAGAGGGUGCUCUACACCUGGAACAACGGCCACCAGGUCAUCUACAACGUCACGCUCUUCCACGUCAUAAAGACGUCGGGCGAGCUGUGACGGUGUCAUGUCCCCCCCAGCGCCGGACUCCUCUGCUCUCCCUCCCCAGCUUUUUAUUUUUCUACACUUCAGCCUCGGCUACUCUCUCUAGGGGACGGAGCGGAGCCUUCCUCCUCCUCCUCCUCCUCGAUUUUUUAUUUAUUUAUUUUUUUUCAAUAUCUCUUUGGUUUCUUCCCGCGGUUCGUGGCGCAUGGAUCACUUCUGCCUUCAUUUGAGCUGACCUCGGUUGGUUUUUUCGGUUGGGUUUUGGUUGUUUUGGUUUUUUUGUUGUUGUUGUUGUUGUUGGGUUUGGUUUUGCUUUUUCAAUUUACGUCUUUAUUUUGACGGCAAAUAAAAAGAGUCUCUUUGACGUUU
Chroicocephalus ridibundus (black-headed gull) is the source of this 1877-nucleotide messenger RNA. RefSeq names its product olfactomedin 2 (gene OLFM2). The transcript has 6 exons. Gene Ontology annotation, biological process: signal transduction. Lineage: Eukaryota; Metazoa; Chordata; Aves; Charadriiformes; Laridae. Bases 75 to 1523 code for a protein of 482 amino acids. The record is from RefSeq and is a predicted model, not a curated record.